AUGUGUCCGACGAUAUCGACUCCCUGUCUGCGUCUCCCGGCCACGACUCUGCUAUUCAGCGUGACGCCCCCUCCGCACAACUCAGGCGGUUACAUGGUCUACCCGUCGUCCAAACUGACAAAGUCUCCCUUGCCACCCUUUUCGUUCACCCGGAGAUCUCCCGCGGUUUCUUCUGAUAUCCUGCCCGCCUACGACACUCUGUCCGACGGCUGCCACACACCCAGCCCUGACAGCUUCCGAUCGGUGACUCCGGAAAUGGUUGAUCUCCAGAAACACUACACAACCUUGUUGUCCGCCGAAGCCCCCCAACCGACUGGUCGACCCCCAGCUGCAUUAUCCUGCCAACACUUCUCCGGAAUCUUACAAAGUCUCCAACCCGUUCAUGAACGUCUUCAUGUACGCCCAGAAACAACAGAGACUAGCGGGAAAGACGUCAACCCAACAGUGAUGAAGAAGAGGAGAUUGGCUGCCAACGCGAGGGAACGCCGGAGGAUGCAGAACUUGAACAAGGCCUUCGACAGACUAAGGACCGUUCUUCCGUCCCUUGGCAACGACCGGCAACUCUCCAAAUACGAGACCUUGCUGAUGGCUCAGACCUACAUCAACGCGCUUCAACGAUCUGCUACAGUAAAG
Homalodisca vitripennis (glassy-winged sharpshooter) is the source of this 633-nucleotide messenger RNA. Its product is annotated as basic helix-loop-helix transcription factor amos-like. The record is from RefSeq and is a predicted model, not a curated record. Gene Ontology annotation, molecular function: protein dimerization activity. Lineage: Eukaryota; Metazoa; Arthropoda; Insecta; Hemiptera; Cicadellidae.